Messenger RNA from Procambarus clarkii (red swamp crayfish), 2545 nucleotides. Its product is annotated as venom carboxylesterase-6. NCBI's taxonomy places the organism in Eukaryota, Metazoa, Arthropoda, Malacostraca, Decapoda, Cambaridae. The record is from RefSeq and is a predicted model, not a curated record.
CAGGGCCAGGGGAAUCCAUUAGGAACCGUGCGACCGUUGCGUGUGGGUGCGGGAGGAGAGGAGAAAGUGAAAAGUGGUCUGUCAUUAGCUGUUCCUUCAUCCUGUCUUAAGUCAAAAGAGAGACGGACAGGGAGGACGGCCACGUUUGGUGAGAGAGAAAUACUACAACUUUAGUGCUGGUGUUAGACGUACAGAUUCUGAAGAAUGACACAAAGGAUGGGAAGAGUGAGAGCCGUCAUGAUGGUGGCUCUGGUGCUGGUGAAGGCUGUGGUAAAGACAGAGGCUGACCUGCACGAGGCCACGGUGGAGGUGCACCUGAAGCAGGGUGUCAUCUUUGCUGCCAGGGAGGAGGCCGGAGAGGGACGGUACUUCUACAGUUUCAAAGGCAUCCCCUUCGCCCAGCCUCCUGUCGGCGACCUCAGAUUCAGAGACCCAGUGCCUGCUGAAGGAUGGUCGCAGCCCAGGAAUGGUUCAGUAGAUGCCGCUAUCUGUCCUGAAAUCUCCUUCGAGGGCCUCUUACAGGGCAGAGAGGAAAUAAUAGGGAGUGAAGACUGCCUCUACCUCAAUGUGUAUACGCCCAAUCCUCGCGCCUCCCGUCUGCCGGUGAUGGUGUGGCUUCAUGGAGGAAUAUUUAAGGCACUAGGGACUGACGCCUGGUACCCGGCGCUGCCCCUGCUCACUAGGGACGUGGUCCUCGUCGUCCUCCGGUACCGUCUGGGAACUCUUGGGUUCCUGUCCACGGAGGACUCUGUAAUGCCGGGUAACAUGGGCCUGAAGGACCAGACGCUGGCACUACGCUGGGUGCACAACAACAUCCAGGACCUCGGUGGCGACCCAGAGAAGGUCACCAUCUUCGGCUUUAGUGCUGGAGCGGCUUCAGCGCAUUUUCAGAUCUUAUCGCCAAGUGCCAAAGGUUUGUUCCAGAGAGCCAUCCUACAGUCAGGGUCAGCCUUGUCUUCCUGGGCCCAUAGAGAGAACCACAGACAGUUUGCCCUGCAGCUGGGCAGCAAGUACAACUGUACUGACGAGGCUGCGUCGUCUCCUGCACUGGAGAGUACCCAGCUCCUCACCUGCCUCCAGAAGCUCCCCAUGCAGGCAUUUGUGUUGGCACUCAAGAGCUUUGCAAAAUGGUAUGACUGGCCAUAUUCGAUGAUACCGCGAGUAGAUGGGGACUUCCUGCCUGCCCACCCCGCCCUUCUGCUGAAGACGGGCACAUACAACAAGGUGGACAUCAUCUCUGGCUUCACCCUGCACGAUGGCGCUUUUUAUAGCUUAAAAAUGCUGGCCAACAAGAAUAUGGGCGAGGAUGUGAACCAAAGGUUCAGCACAGUUGGACCCAUGACCAUGAUACUUCAGGAGGGGGACGAGGCACCGGUGAACAUGGCUCGUCGAGCCUACUACCACUACGUGGCAGACACAUUGCUCACCCAGGACAAUGCUCCGGAAACCGCACAGCUCUUCACUGACCGCUUCUUCAGAGUGCCUCACGAGGAGACAUCUCAGCUGCACACUGAUGAGGGAGUCCCACUCGGUCACUCGGUCUUCAAAUACUGUCUGCAACACAGAGCUGAAGAUAGCUUCACUGACAUCUAUAACUUAACGCUGAAAAAUCAUUGGGUGGGCCACAUGGACGACAUCCAGUACCUGUUCAACACUGCGCCAACCAUUCUCUCCCCCCUUCAACGACCCUCAGACCUCUUUAUGAGAGACAUCAUCCUCACUCUCUGGACCAACUUUGCCGCCCAUGGGAACCCGACACCUGACGGCUCUCUGGGGUUCAGAUGGUGGCCGACGACCAGGUCACACCAGUGGUACUUGGCCCUCACAACCUCACCCACCAUGGUGGUCGACAACCCUGUCCAGGUUUUAGAGUUCUGGAAGAACAUACCCACGAAGCAAAAUAAGCUGCUAUACCCUGAGAGGUUCCUGGAGAGGGUGACCUGCUCGCAGCUUGACGAGUGCUAGAUGUGCUCCAGGGGACUGGUGGCACCUGGUACCUCAUACCCCCUGUUGACGCACACACUUGAGGACCCACACACCUGAUGACGCACACACCCGAUGCUACACCAGCUCAAAGCCAACAAAAACAACGCAAAUGAUACCAAGAUUAAACUCAUUCUACAACAAAAAUGUAUUUGUGAAGUUUUCUAUCGGAUUGCACUUUGAGGCUGGAGUCCGUGUACGUCAGGUUAUUCUGUUUCCCAAGAAAAGCUCCCCAAAUAAAGUCUACUUUUCUGCAAACUGUCAGUACUUAGCUUAGGUAAAGUACAGUACCAGUAUUAAGAGUACACUAACUGUUAAGGUUUUAGCUGUUUAUGUUGUUAUUUUCACUGUGGAAUUUUCCUCAAGUAAGAGCGUUUCCUGGGUGACAAGGGCGUAGCCAAAUGUAGUCUCACACCCAUGAAUGCUUACUAACCAAUUCUCACGUUUACUAAGUAAUUUCUGCCAUGAGAUGAAUGUUGAACUGCUACAUAAACUGUAAAUUUGGCUCAAAUUUGUAAACAAAACUAUAUAUGUUGAAAUAUAAUUACCAAAAUUCCCUGCA